This is a messenger RNA of Caenorhabditis remanei, 1323 nucleotides long. RefSeq lists its product as uncharacterized. Bases 1 to 1323 code for a protein of 440 amino acids. The transcript has 4 exons. Gene Ontology annotation, molecular function: chloride channel activity. NCBI's taxonomy places the organism in Eukaryota, Metazoa, Nematoda, Chromadorea, Rhabditida, Rhabditidae. The record is from RefSeq and is a predicted model, not a curated record.
AUGACAUCCCAUCCGUGGACAUUCUUCCUGCUCCUUUUUAAAUGGAAAGGAUCAAUUUGGAAGGCUGUUUACAUGGAAACAAUUAUUUUCUUGAUUUGUUAUGGAAUCAUAUCUGUUAUUUACAAAACUGCAAUGGGCGAAUCCAGUCAGCGGGUUUUCGAAUCGGUGGUACGGUAUUUUGACAAACGAUUGUCGUAUAUUCCAUUGGAAUUCGUCCUUGGAUUCUUUGUGACUACUGUAGUCAAUAGGUGGACUAAACUUUAUCAAACAAUUGGCUUCAUUGAUAAUGUUGGACUAAUGGCAAACCUCUAUGUACGAGGAGCAACCGAAAAAGCCCGGAUUUAUCGUAGAAACAUUAUGAGAUACUGUGAAUUGGUUCAAGUUCUCGUUUUUCGUGAUAUGAGCAUGCGAACUCGUAGACGUUUUCCCACAAUGGAAACUAUUGUAGCCGCAGGUUUCAUGAACAAACAUGAAUUGGAACUGUACAAUAGUUAUGACACUAAAUACAAUAGCAAGCUGGGAACAAAAUAUUGGAUUCCUGCUAAUUGGGCAUUGUGUAUGACCUACAAAGCUAGAAAGGAUGGAUAUAUCGAAAGUGACUAUUUCAAAGCUCAAUUGGAAGCUGAGAUCAGGACAUGGAGAACAAAUAUCGAAUGGGUUUGCAAUUAUGAUUGGGUACCAUUACCACUCAUGUAUCCCCAACUCGUAUGCUUGGCUGUCAAUUUGUAUUUCCUGGUAUCAAUCGUCGCCAGACAACUCGUGGUCGAAAAACAUAAAAUAGUAGAUGAAGUAGAUGUAUACUUUCCUGUUAUGACCUUCCUUCAAUUCAUUUUUUACAUGGGAUGGCUUAAAGUAAUUGAUGUCAUGCUGAAUCCGUUUGGAGAAGAUGACGACGAUUUCGAAACGAAUGCAUUAAUUGAUAGAAACAUAACGAUGGGUCUGAUGAUUGCUGAUAACCCGAUGACUACGCCUGAUCUUCGGAAGGAUCCGUUUUACGAUGAAGUGGAUGUACCUCUUCUAUAUUCAGAAGAGUCUUCACACAUUCCAAAUCAUCAUUAUCAUGGUUCAGCGUCAGAAGUUGAAUUAGAACAACGAGGGAAUGCACCUGUCAUGAUGAUGCCACAUUCACAGUCGGCAGCAAAUUUGCGGCGAAUAAUGUCAUUCAAAUCGGUUGAUGAAGAAGAAAAAGGAAAUCCUUUUUCAAUGUCUCAUGACGAUUCUAGAAUGAGAAACUGGCGAGAAGUAAGCCUCGAUUCCAGUUUUUUAGCUGACCUUAAUGAAAAUAAGGAAUGGAAGAUACCGACAAAUCCACAGAAGUUUUAA